AUGACGCUGGGGCUCCACAUUACAGGGCAACAGGGGAGAAAUUGCUUGAACGAAAUGAAUGCGUCCGAACAUGCCGAUGUGGCCAUUGUGGGUGGUGGUGCGGCCGGAUUGCUGGCCGCCAUCUGGGCAGGCCGGACCGAACCGAAGCGACGUAUCGUCAUUUUGGAUGGUGCUAAACGGUUGGGGGCGAAGAUCUUGAUCGCCGGGGGCGGCCGCUGCAAUGUGACCAACGAGAAAGUCACCCCCAAAGACUUCUGGGGCAGUUCUCCGAACGCGAUCAAAAAGGUGCUCGGUCGAUUAACACAGCCACAAACGAUCGAAUUCUUCGCCGAACUAGGCGUCAAGCUGAAGCGAGAACCGACCGGAAAACUGUUUCCUACGACUGAUAAAGCCAAAACCGUUCUGGAAGCCUUGCUGGGUGAGGUCGAGCGACUGGGAAUUGAGAUCUGCCUGGGGCAUCGUGUCGAGAACAUCAAAGCGGUAACCAAUGAUUCUGGCGAAACCACGUUCGAGGUGGUCGGUCCCUGGGGACACUUGGUCAGCCCACGACUUGUUCUGGCAACGGGGGGGAAGAGUGUUCCCAAGACGGGAAGCGAUGGACAUGGACUGGAACUGGCCAAACGAUUAGGGCACGAGAUCACCUCAACUAUUUAUCCCGCACUCGUUCCUCUGCAACUGACCGACGGCGCACCACUGACGCGUCUUUCGGGAAUUGCCCUGCCGGCGCGACUGCAGCUGAGUGAAACGAGCGGCAAGCGGAUCGAAACGAUUUCAGGCGAUUUGCUGCUGACCCACAAAGGGCUUUCCGGCCCUGCGGUGCUGGACAUGAGCCGCCACUGGAUUGCCGCCUCGGCAGAUAGGGCCGUUCGUCUGACGGCCAACUGGUUGCCGGAGACCGACGAAGAAACAGUUCAAGCCGAUCUGCUGGACCUCGGCAAGCGUUCUGUGCGAGCCUAUCUUCGCGAACGUCUGCCGGAUCGCCUGGCGGAGUUGCUGUUGGAAAUCGCAGAAGUGCCCUUGGAUCAAACAGGCGUCGACUUGACGAAGCACCAGCGAAAGAACCUGGUCACGGCUGUCUGUAGCUUUCCACUGGAUGUCCAAGGAACGCUGGGAUUCAAAGUGGCCGAAGUCACGGCCGGCGGUGUGCCUCUUUCGCAGAUCGACUUGAAGACGAUGCAAUCGCGCUUGGUCCCGGGGCUGCACUUUUGCGGCGAGAUCUGCGAUGUCGACGGUCGCAUUGGUGGCUUCAACUUUCAAUGGGCAUGGUCCAGCGGCUACGUCGCAGGACCUCCACUGAUGCGUAACCUGCUCUCCGUUUUGUUUUGUCUGGCACUGUUGGGCAGUCUUUCUAUCGGAUGCAGUUCCAGCGAUUCACCCGCGGUCGAUAACGCAGCCGGUCAGGCCCCCACGCAAGAUCAAAUGGCCACCGAAGCCAUGCUGGUCAACGCUGGGGCUCGGGUCGAGAAAGAUGGCAACGGUGCGGUCGUGCUCGUUGACUUCUCUGGCAAGCCGAUCGACGACAACCUGAUGAAGCGGAUCGGCACGCUACCACAGCUGCAAAAGCUUUUGCUGCGGGGAUGUGCGAUCAACAACGCGAUGCUGGAAAGGCUUGGUUCGCCGAAAGAACUGCAA
Molecule: messenger RNA, 1632 nt
Organism: Symbiodinium sp. CCMP2456
Lineage: Eukaryota; Dinophyceae; Suessiales; Symbiodiniaceae
Source: the annotation of a GenBank genome assembly